Lycium ferocissimum is the source of this 1969-nucleotide messenger RNA. Its product is annotated as beta-glucosidase 18-like. Lineage: Eukaryota; Viridiplantae; Streptophyta; Magnoliopsida; Solanales; Solanaceae. Gene Ontology annotation, biological process: carbohydrate metabolic process. The transcript has 12 exons. The record is from RefSeq and is a predicted model, not a curated record. Bases 157 to 1767 code for a protein of 536 amino acids. Gene Ontology annotation, molecular function: beta-glucosidase activity.
GUACCUUAAAAAUUCAAUAUUCUCCAAUUGUCUCCUCUGGUAAAAUAUGUCUAUUUUUUUGGUGUUCUUUUUGGAUCAAUUCACAAAAAUAGUACUAUAUGCUUGUAGAUUUGGGUCUCUCCAAAAAUAGUUAGAUUGAUAAAUAUUCUGAAUGAAAUGAAGAGCAGCAAUAACUAUUUUAGCUGCUUCUUUCUUCUUUGUUUAUUGCUAUUUGUGUCUGUAAAUUCUUUUGAGGAAGAACUGAAUGUGAAGAGAUCACAAUUCCCAGAUGGCUUUCUUUUUGGAGCUACCACUUCAGCUUAUCAAAUUGAAGGGGCAAUUCUUGAAGAUGGCAAAGGGUUGAGCAAUUGGGAUGUUUUUACUCAUACUAAAGGAAGGAUAAAGAAUGGAGAUAAUGGAGAUAUAGCGGAUGAUCAUUACCAUCAAUUUCAGGAAGAUGUUCAGUUAAUGCACUCUACCGGCUUGAAUGCGUAUCGCUUCUCCAUCUCAUGGAGCAGAGUCCUUCCUAGAGGAAGGUUUAGUAAAGUAAAUUUUGCUGGUGUUACAUUCUACAACAAACUCAUUGAUUCUCUCUUACACAAAGGAAUAACACCAUUUGUGACUCUCAAUCACCAUGACCAUCCACAAGAACUUGAGGAAAGAUAUGGGGGCUGGCUUAAUCCUCUCAUGCAGGAAGAAUUUUUCUAUUUUGCUCGAAUUUGUUUCGAGAAUUUUGGCGAUAGAGUGAAGUAUUGGACCACGAUCAACGAGCCAAAUAUGUUUGCAGAAAUGGCCUAUGUAAGAGGAGUUUACCCACCUGCUCACUGUUCCCGGCCUUUUGGCAACUGUUCAGCUGGAAAUUCUGAUACCGAACCUCUUGUUGCCAUGCAUAACAUGUUAUUGGCACAUGCCAAGGCUGCAAAAAUGUAUCGUGAGCAUUUCCAGCCUAAAUAUGGUGGAUUGAUAGGAAUUGUUGUGCAUUCAUUUAUGUAUAAACCUUUGAGGAAUAAUGACUUUGACCGUGACGCUGCUAACAGGGCUAUUGCAUUUACUGCUGCUUGGGUUUUUGAUCCUUUGGUAUAUGGAUAUUACCCUCCGGAAAUGCGUAAAUAUCUUGGAAGUGCACUACCGAGUUUCACCUCCGAUGAACGAAAACUUAUCAAAGAUAGUAUUGAUUUCAUGGGAAUAAACCACUACGGGACUCUGUAUGCUAAGGAUUGCAUUUAUUCUAGUUGUGUUUGCUCCAAUUCUAGUUGUAUUGCGGGUGGAGAUCACCCUAUUCAUGGAUAUCUCAUUACUCUUGGAGAGAAAGAUGGCGUUUCAAUCGGAGAACCGACAGGAAUGUCUCGGUUUUUUGUUGUUCCUAAAGGACUGGAGGAGAUUGUGGACUAUAUGAAGAAGAGAUAUCAUAACAAACCUAUGUUUCUCACUGAAAAUGGCUACUCUUCCCUGAAUCCUACCACUGCACAGGCAGAAGAGUUACAGCAUGAUACUAAGCGAGUCGAAUUCCAUAAAUCAUAUCUUGCAUCAUUGGCUCGGGCAAUCAGGAAUGGCGCUGAUGUACGCGGUUAUUUCAUUUGGAGCCUGAUGGAUAAUUUUGAGUGGACGAAUGGAUACGAGUUGAAAUUUGGUCUAUACUACGUUGAUCGCUCUACUUUAGGUAGAGUUCCCAAGCUUUCAGCUAAAUGGUAUAGAGAUUUCUUGACUAACAGCAGCAUCAAUGGUGAAGAAAUAGGGAAGGCAAUUUUAUUCAAGUAUACACAAGCAGAUCAUUUAUCAGAUAAAUAGUCCUGCAAAAAGUAUACUAUUAAUGAGACGAGAGCUCUAUAUUAUUGAGAAAAACACAAAUUUUUGAGCAUUUGUGCAUUUGCUUUCUGUUUGAAAUUUGAGUAAACAAUGUAUAUACAAUAGUUAGAGCCCACUAAAAAUAUUUUGAAGUUGAUUAAAAGUUUUGAGUUUAAUUAAUAUAAAUUGUCAAACUCCUCUGGUG